Messenger RNA from Dictyostelium discoideum AX4, 2397 nucleotides. RefSeq names its product G-protein-coupled receptor family 3 protein 1 (gene grlA). Gene Ontology annotation, molecular function: G protein-coupled receptor activity. The record is from RefSeq and is a predicted model, not a curated record. The transcript is spliced from 2 exons. Gene Ontology annotation, biological process: G protein-coupled receptor signaling pathway. The coding region runs from base 1 to 2397 and encodes 798 amino acids. Lineage: Eukaryota; Evosea; Eumycetozoa; Dictyosteliales; Dictyosteliaceae. Gene Ontology annotation, cellular component: perinuclear region of cytoplasm; membrane; plasma membrane.
AUGAAUAAAUUAAAAUUUUUAAUUAUUUUAUUUAUUACAUUUUUAUUUAAUUUAAAAUAUAUAAAUUCAUUAAAACAAUGUAAAAUAUCAGUAUUAUUAAGUGGUGAUUGGAGUGAUAUGGGAUAUAAUUAUCAAAUGAAUAAUGCGAGAAUUAAAGCAGAAUCAGCGUUGAAUUUGGAGAUGUCGUUGUGUUAUAAAAAUCUUGAAGUAUCAAUUGAUUUGGCCAAACAAGCAAUUGAAGAUUCAAUUAAAAAAGGUGCAAAUUUCAUUGUCAUUUCAUCAAGUGUUCAUACAAGUAUCGGUUAUGAAUAUGCAAGAUUACAUAGAGAUAAAGAUAUCUAUUGGUUAAUUAGAGGUAGAGGCAGACCGGUUCCAGAUGAUUUACCAAAAGUUGCUGUUAUAAAUUUUAAUACUCAUCUUUUACAUUAUACACUUGGUCUUGUAUCUGGAUAUUUAACAACCAGUGGUACAGUUGGGUUUAUUUCGCCAGGUCCUCAAAUAUUGGCACUUGCCAAUUCCAAUAGUUUUUAUUUGGGUGCAUUGGCAUCAAGAAAAAAUGUAACAUUUUUAAAUGCAUACACUGGCUCAUGGUAUAAUCCAGAGGUUGCAUAUAAAGCAUCACAAAUGUUAAUUUCCAAUGGAGCAGAUUUCAUCGGUAUGUCACAAGAUGAUAUGUCUGUUCAAAAGGCGUUGAUGGAUAGUGGUAAAAUGGCAUUGGGCAUUACCGGUUUUUCAAAUCGUUUAAUUUGGGGUAGUGAUAUCGCUCUUUCCUAUAUCACAGAUUGGAGUGAUGUUUUCAUUAAAUACGCUGGCCAUAUCUUAAAUGAUACCUGGCCAGAAUACACUGACUACUAUACAACAUUAGCUGAGGGUGGUUCUUUGCUAUUCGAUACAUUUAGUUAUCGUGUUCCAUCUGAAGUUCAAAAACUUGUUUCUCUUGAAAUUGAAAAAUUAAAAAAUAGUUCCUAUCAACCAUUUAGAUGUAAUCCAAUGUAUAGUCAAAUUAAUUUAAAUUUUGAUUCAAAUGGUUGUGCAAAUGAUAUGGAAUUUAAAAAUACUAAAUUAUUAUUAAAAGGUACUGAUAUUUCAAAAACUAUUAAUCUUGGUUUAUAUACAAUUCCAAUUGAAUUUGUUGAUUAUUCAAAUUCAAUGAAACUUGGAUUAACAAUUGUUUCUGGAUUUUGUAUUUUGUUUUGUAUUAUAUCAAUGGUGUUAGUAAUAAUGUUUAGACAUGCAAAAAUAAUUAAAUCAGCAAGUCCAAUAUUUUGUUUAUUGAUUUUAUUUGGUUGUAUUAUUAUUUUUUCUGGUUGUAUUAUAUUUUCACUAUCACCAACUGAUGGUAUUUGUGGUGCUAGAGUUUGGUUAUUAAGUAUUGGUUAUACAAUUUUCUUGGGUAGUUUGUUAGUAAAGAAUUGGAGAAUUUGGUUACUAUUUGAUAAUCCAAAAUUAAAGAAACGUUCAAUAACAAAUUGGAAAUUGUAUCCAUUUGUAGCUGGUAUAUUAGCUGCUGAUGUAUUGAUUUUAGCAUUAUGGCAAGGUUUGGGUGAUAUAAGAUCAGAAUCUAGAAUUGGUAUUGAUUCAUUAACAAAGUAUCAAUAUGCUAAUGUUUGUUCAAGUAAUGAUCAAGGUUCAGUUGCGUUAUAUAUAUUAUUGGUUUUUCAUGGUAUUAAAUUAUUGGCAGCAUGUUUUAUUUCAUUUAAAAUCAAAGCUGUUGAUAUUGAAGAAUUUAAUGAAUCAAAACCAAUCGCAUCGAGUAUUUAUAUCAUUACAUUUUGUUUAUUCAUUGUUAUUCCAUUAAUGGUAUCACCACAAUCAGUUGCAAGUCAAGUGAUAACCAUUGUAGUAUGUGCAAUUGUUACAACUUUAAUUAGUAUAUCACUAUUGUUUGGUAGUAAGUUUUAUAUGAUGGCAACACAAGGUCUUGCAUUGAAUCAAACAUUUGCAACAAAUACAAAAUCAUCAAGUUUCUCACUUUCAUUAGAGAAACAAAAAUCAAAAUCAAAUGGUUUAGAAUUUGAAGAUUCUGAUGAAUCUGAAGAGAAAUUACCACAAAUUAAAAACUAUUCAAAUAGUGAAAUUCCUAAUCUUCAACAUAAUCAUUCGAGAUUAGCUCAUUUCAGUAGUGAUAGUUGUACAAGUGCUGAACAAGAUUCAAAACUUGAUUUAGAAAAUCAAAAUGAUGAAAAUGAAAUUGAAAAUAAUCAAAAUAAUCAAAAUAAUAUAGUUGAAGAUUGUCAAAAAGUAGAAAAGUUGGAAAAAGAUGAAAAUUUAGAAAAAGAUGAAAAUUUAGAAAAAGAUGAAAAUUUAGAAAAAGAUAAUGAAAAUCAAUCAAUAAUACAAAAGAAAAGAUUAUCAAAAAAUUUUAAUCAAUCUGAAAUCGAUCCAGAUGAUGUAUAA